GGCAAUGAGCCACUCCAUGAUUGGUUGGUUAGAUGGACAGUCGUCCUCUAGAACACUCCAUCAUCAUUACAACCUUUGAACAGAGAGAAAAAAUCUGUCCCGAAGCAAGUACACGACAAGCGCCUUCCUUCCUGGUGUCUGCCUCUCCUGCGUGUGGGAAUCUUUCUCCCUUUUCUUAUCCGUGCAACGAGGGAUCGAUGUCUGCUCGAGUGUCCCCCUCCGGGAACCACUUCACUCUGCCGCUGGUUUGUCCCCACCGGAAAAGCUCUCCCUUUUAAUCGCCAAGAUCGCUCCUUUUCGUAAAAUCAAGAAAUGGGUUCGCUCUUCUGCAUCCUCGCGUUCGCUCUCCUCUUGCCUCUCGCUUGCGCCACCAGCAUCAAGUAUUGCGAUAAUUCUGGGGACUAUGUCGUGAAGGUGAGCGAUGUUAAGAUAUCGCCUAACCCAGUGGUUCCAGGCAAGCCGACCACCUUUGACAUCUCUGCUUCUACAGGUCAAAAUCUCUCCAAUGGAAAAGUGGUGAUACGAGUUACAUAUUUCGGGGUUCAAGUCCAUACGGAGACCCACAAUCUCUGCGAAGAGAUAUCCUGUCCUAUCACAGCAGGAAAAUUUGUGCUAUCCCACACCCAAAGUUUACCCAUAUUUACUCCUCCAGGCUUGUACACUCUAAGGAUAACCAUGGAGGAUGAGCUGAAUCAGCAGUUAACCUGCAUCAGCUUCAAUUUCAGUAUCAGAUUCGGAUCUCUGGUCUUCAACAGUUGAAAAUCCCCUAUACCCAUAUCUUUAGGCGACUUCAAAAGGUCGGAUACUGCUUUCUUUUCUGAACAUGAUUGCCCCAUGCCAUAUUUCACUGUAUUUCCUGGUGUAUUAUUCUUCUGUAUCUCGAAAGUACUUUGUAUCUCCCUUGUAAAUGAAAAUAUGUUUGCAUCUAGACGCCUUAUAGGUGCAUUGCAUGUCAUAAGUCAUUUCAACUUCAGCUGUCUCCGGAUGCCAGCAAAGGCGCCUUUCGUAAUCAGAUAGACAGGAAGAUCUACAUGACACUGCAAAGAGAGCAUAAUGAAAGAUAGAGGCAUUCAGCAGCUAGCAGAGAAGUCAUGCAUCAAAAGCUGUCAUUCUUUGAAGGCAGGGUAUAAUGGCCCGAAAGAUGUAUAGGCAGUGAAGAUACGUUGUCAAGCAGUUUAGGGGGGGUCUUAUGUUAUGCUGUUCGAUUGGGUUGAAAUUACUUCAAUUUGAUCACUACUUUUUUUCCACCUGAGCUAGUUUGGUUCGGUUUCAGCUCCCCAAGGAGAACCAAAUCGAACUGAUGUUAUUCUGCAAAGCGCUUGGAUGACA
Molecule: messenger RNA, 1329 nt
Organism: Eucalyptus grandis
Lineage: Eukaryota; Viridiplantae; Streptophyta; Magnoliopsida; Myrtales; Myrtaceae
Product: putative phosphatidylglycerol/phosphatidylinositol transfer protein DDB_G0282179
Exons: 4
Coding region: 313-759 (148 amino acids)
Biological process (GO): intracellular sterol transport
Molecular function (GO): sterol binding
Source: RefSeq, a predicted model, not a curated record